This is a messenger RNA of Oxyura jamaicensis (ruddy duck), 3862 nucleotides long. RefSeq names its product X-ray repair cross complementing 3 (gene XRCC3). Gene Ontology annotation, biological process: double-strand break repair via synthesis-dependent strand annealing; t-circle formation; telomere maintenance via recombination. The transcript is spliced from 8 exons. NCBI's taxonomy places the organism in Eukaryota, Metazoa, Chordata, Aves, Anseriformes, Anatidae. Bases 176 to 1219 code for a protein of 347 amino acids. The record is from RefSeq and is a predicted model, not a curated record. Gene Ontology annotation, molecular function: ATP-dependent DNA damage sensor activity; four-way junction DNA binding; ATP binding. Gene Ontology annotation, cellular component: replication fork; Rad51C-XRCC3 complex.
GGCGGCCAAUCGUCUGUCGCUCGAGGGGUGGGGACGGAGCCGGGUUCCUUGCACGCCCCUGUAGGGUCUCGCGGAGCAUGCGCAGAAGGAAUGGCCGGGCUCGCAACCCGGAAAUGAAGGGGGAGCACGCUUCGGCCGCUCUUCCACCUUCCGCGCUCAAGUGCUGUCGCAGGAGAUGGAUUGGGACCAGCUUGACCUGAACCCCAAGGUGGUCGCUGCCCUUAAGAAAGCUGACAUAAAAUCAAUAAAAGAAGUUUUAAAUCUUUCCGGAGCAGACUUGCAAAGAUUGAUGAAACUAUCCAGCGCAGAUAUAGAAUGUCUGCUGAAAACAGUCUCUCACACGCUCAGGAGAAAUUGUAUGCUUACAGCACUUCAGCUCUACCAAGAUAAGGAUCAUUUUGCCUCCCAGCACCAGAAGCUAAGCCUGGGAUGUUCGGUACUAGAUAACUUGUUAAAAGGUGGCAUCCCUUUAGUGGGAAUCACAGAACUUGCUGGAGAAAGUUCUGCUGGGAAGACUCAGAUUAGUUUGCAGCUGUGCCUUUGUGUGCAAUAUCCUUACAAAUAUGGUGGAUUAGAGUCUGGAGCUGUCUACGUUUGUACAGAAGAUGCGUUCCCAAGUAAACGUUUGCAACAACUCAUAGAUCAACAGCAUAAGCUGCGUGCAGAUGUUCCACCUGAAGUCAUACAGAAGAUCAGAUUUGGAAACAAUAUCUUCGUUGAGCAUGCAGCAGACCUAGACACCUUCCACAACUGUAUUACUAAAAGGAUUUCCCUGCUGCUCAGACGAGGCGUGGUGCGGUUGGUGAUCAUAGACUCUAUUGCUGCGUUAUUUCGAUGCGAAUUUGGAGCUUCAGAUUCUGUUCUGAAGGCUCGAUAUUUGCAGAUGUUCGGAGCACAGCUUCACAGUUUAAGCACUAGAUUCAGCACUCCGGUUGUGUGCAUUAAUCAGGUGACCGAUGCUGUGGGUGAGUCGGAAGCUGCUCAGUGUGGCUGUGGUUCAGUGGAUAACAGAGUCACUCCAGCACUUGGAAUUACCUGGGCAAAUCAACUGCUAAUGAGACUGAUGGUCAGCCGAGUAUCACAGCGCGAACAGUCAACUGGAGCUGUGUUUCACCACACUGGAAGUGUGAGGACUUUAAGAGUGGCUUUUGCUCCUCAUCUACCUCCAUCCUUUUGCUGCUAUACAGUACAAUUGGAAGGUGUGAAAGGAAUAAAGUAAGUCCUUUGUAUAUUAAAAAUUCUUCCUUGGUGAGGGAGUGGAUGCUGAACUCCAUGAAAGGUGAUACGACAACACAGUAUGCAUUUUUUUAGUGUGAGAAGGGCUUUUUAUAUUUGGAUAUAUUUACUGGUGUUUCUAGUCCUCAUGCUGCCAUUAAGCACAUGGAGUUGUUCUUCUAUCAGCAGAGCCUUAGAAAUAAGGCAUUACCACAAAGCAGCUAUCCUUUUUAAGAAACACUUUUUUUAAAAAAUCCUGAUAUUAAAAAGUACCAGAAAGUUACUUGAUUUUAAUGUCUUAUUGCAAGAACUAAAACUGUACUGUUUUCGCACUGUGUAGGCGUAUCUGCCUUUGAGGAAAUGCCUGCAGAUACUUUGGAAGUGAUUCUUUUCCAUUUCUUUCCAAUUCCCUCCCCUCACAGCAGAAGCCAAGUUAACCUCUUCCACUUAACAACAAACUACACACCUCGUUCUGUUUUCCCAUGUCUCAAACCACAUCUCAGCUGAGUUCUUGUUCUUCCUGAUUCUCUGCACUUCUCUGUUUUGUUGGAUAGAGGGAGCAUUCUUGAAUAUCUUCUGCAUCUCUUCUUCCACCUGUAAUAGCUGCCUCUACUACUUUUCUCAGAGGAGGUUGUUAGAGCCUAACAUUUUAGAGCCUUACAUGAUUUUCUUUGCAUUUUUGUACUAUUUAUCACAUCUUUUUUUCUGCUGGCCUCAAGCCUACUGCUAUGGUGGCUGCUUUUUCUGGUCAUUGCUACAUUCAGGGCCAAAGAAAGCCUGAUCAAGUUAUUCAUCCACAAUUUCCAGAGGCUUUAAACCUUACUCUGCCUAUGUUAUGUGGGUGUGUGCUGUGAUCAGUGGUUGAUACUCACUUGUAUUGUCCUUGUUAAGCUUUCAAACAGAUCCCCCCUCCCCAGCACCCCCCAGCUCGCUGCUCCCCCAGGUUCCCAAACAGGAGCAGUGUCUGCCAUGUUACAGAGUCCUGGCUCUUUCUGGUGUAGUUACAUUUCUCAGUUCUGGCUUUAGGGAGAUGAGAACCUUCUGUUCUCCCCUGUUACACUCAAACAUUGGAGCGAAACAAAGGAAACAGACAAAGCAAGUAGCAUAAUGCUGCUUUGUGUUCUUCUGACAUCCCUGCAGUCACCUCAGGGGACCUUGUGCAAUCAUAGAGCAAGUUGGCUUUAAAGCCCUAUUUUUUUAAACAAAUCUUUAUUAUGUGUAUUUGGAAGUGUGCAUUCUCUUUUUUUUAAAAAAAAAAAAUAAAAUCCAACCAUGAAGAUUUUAAGUCUUUGUGUACUCAAUUUAAGGAAAAAAAAAAGAGCUCUUCUCAGUCUUCAAGCCCUUAUGUUACAUGCAGCAAAAGUAACAAAUUCUCUUCCAUUCCUCUUUACCUGGGACAGAGACUUUGACUGGUACAAUGCUCAUCCUCUUGUAAUUUUCUUUAUUUUCUUUUAAAGCCCCACGUGGCUGUAGCUGAUUAAUGCCAAUCAGCCUACCCCUACCCAAUGAGCCUGCCUCCCUGUACAACAUUCAGAGCAGGCUGAUAGAUGUUAUAUAAUAUUUUGAUAACUUUAUUUGCAACCUGACAGCCCACAGCAAUGAGAUGUUAAAUAAGCACAGAUGCUGCUGUAAUUUAAGUCCCAGUUUAUGUGGAAGAACACUAUCAAGUGAUUUAAAUAACAUCUUACCUGACCAAAUCUUCCUGCCAUUGCCCAUGUUGGUUCUCAUCUGGCUUUCCAGCUGCAGUUUUAACUCUGAGUUAGCAUACAGUGCAGUGAGGUUCCUAGCUCACAAGCACAUACAAAAGCCAAACCACUGAAAUGUAACUGACCUCCAAGCUUACUCAGGCAGCCACCAGCUGAAGUUGCAUGUUCAGCUGCAGUUGUACUUUCUACCAGCCUUUGAAAUCUCGAAUGCUGUUCUUGCAUCGCUACAGCUCUGGGGUGCAAAGACUGGACAUCCCAAGUUAUCUGGAGAAGCAGCUGCCCUGUUCAAGGCUUCAAGUGUCAAAACACACAAGUUUUAAUAAAUACAAUUUAAGAACCUUCCCUUUAUACAGCUUUAUUCAUCUUUGGAUUUCACAACUGAGAUUUGUUUCUAUACAGGAAAAAUUGAACUAAUUUUUUUACAAAGAAGAUUUACAUUCUAGAAGUACACUCAUCUUUACCCUGUAAGACUGUUUUCAAAUAUUUCAAUUUCUACACUUCAAAAAGAAACGUUAAAUGACGUGAGAAAUUUUAAACAGCUUCAAAUUAAUCUACAGCUCUGUGAUGUAUUUAGAGAGACCUUUUUCAGAAGAAACAUGGAGUUCUGGAAACAGAUUGCUUUUGAAAAGUAGAAUUAAAACCAAGUUAAUUAGUGCUCUGCAAAGAUAAAUUUACACAACUGAUGCAUUAACAAAACAUGUAGUAAAACAUAUUAAACAAUCUCAUCACAAGCUUCCUCAUGAAAUCACGGUGAAUUACUACUAUUUGUUACAAAUAACAUUUGUUAUGGGGUAAGACAAACAGGUGAACUCUGAAGUGGAUUUCUUCCACAGCUGUAACAAACUGUAAGUACACAUGGAGAGCACAAUGCAGCAUCUUAAAGCCAAUCUUAGCAUGUUAAAGUUUUAAAUCAAAUACAAAAUCCACAGAUCUAAAAAACA